AUGGGUGCCCAGCUGCGGGCGCUGCGGCGCGCGGAGCUGCGGCGCCUCGAGCAGCGCCACGGCGCGGAGCAGCGCGCGGCGCUGCUGCAGCGCCGCUGCCGGCGCCUCGAGGAGGAGGUGCGACAGCUUCGAAGCUUCAUGGGCAGGGCAGCCAGGAAGGAGGAGCGGCAACCGCGUGAAGAUCUACCGGAGCCGCCGGUCGUGGGAAAGACCCAAAGCUGUUGUGGCCCCGCACGCUGGCUGCGGCUGGAUGACUGA
Molecule: messenger RNA, 258 nt
Organism: Effrenium voratum
Lineage: Eukaryota; Dinophyceae; Suessiales; Symbiodiniaceae
Source: the annotation of a GenBank genome assembly